Molecule: messenger RNA, 552 nt
Organism: Aphanomyces astaci
Lineage: Eukaryota; Oomycota; Saprolegniomycetes; Saprolegniales; Verrucalvaceae
Exons: 4
Coding region: 1-552 (183 amino acids)
Biological process (GO): response to hydrogen peroxide
Molecular function (GO): hydroxylamine reductase activity; peroxidase activity
Source: RefSeq, a predicted model, not a curated record
AUGCACAGCAACUUGAGUUACAAAAGGCAAAAUGCCCAACUUGUCGUCAAAGUGCUGUUUGCGUUGUCGGUCGAAGCGGGGCCGCAACACAGACGCCAGGAACAUGACUUGCCCGAUGAAUCGCUUGAUCUGUGUUCGUCGUUCGGGAACAUCUUCAUUUGGCGUCAGGCCUUGACCGACGGCCACAUCAGCCGGUUCCACGUCAUCGGCGGCUGCGACGGCUACGAAGGCGAGCGAAGCUACUACACGGACUUGACCAAGGCGUUGCCGGACACGAGUGUCGUGCACACGGUCGGCUGCUACAAGUUCCGCAUCAACCACUUGCAUAUGGGCACCAUUGGCGACAUGGGCAUCCGUCGGCUGCUCGACUUGAGCCAGUGGAACGACUCGUACUCGGCCGUGCAGAUCGCGCUGGCGUUGCAGUGGGGCAUGAACGACCUGCCGCUGUCAACCGUGCUAUCGUACUUCGAGCAAAAGGCCGUGGUGGAGCUCUUGACUCUGCUGCUCGGCAUGCACAUGAUCUACAAUGCUACGACAAACGCCAAGGUAUGA